AUGGACUUUGGGGACAUAAGCGCAGAAAUUGAGCGCAAGCGCAAGGCCAAGGAGAGUCUGACCGGCGGCUCGAAGAAAUACGUCAGGCGGGGUGACCUAGAAGCAGCUCGCUCAGAGGCAGAACAAGCAUCAAAGCGGGAUGAGUUAGCAAAACGAGAAGCUAAGCUUUGGCACGCUGCCAAGCAAGCUGCAGGCACGGAGGAGAAGCUGGGAGGAUCUCUCAAGCCGGAUGUGACUUCUGAUCUCGCUACCCCUGCAGACUCGGCAUCUCUGAUCGUGCAAGAUGAGAAACCAGAAGCUUUCAAUGUGUCAGACGAGGAAGCGGUCAGACGGCUUCGGUCCAAAGGUCAACCCAUCCGCUUGUUUGCGGAAUCCAACAGAGAGCGUCGACUGCGAUUGCGUGCACUCGAAUUGAUCGAGGAGCGUACAGAGGGACAGCAAAAUGAUCUCAUGCGCGCCAUGGAAGGCGUCGACCAGAGCCUCUUGGCCAAUCCGACCAUUACGACGAAUCCUACGACUGUCGGCAAGACCGCAGCGGAUAGGAUCAAGGCAGACGCAAUCGCAAGCGGAGGCACUUCUCCCGUCGGCACACCAGGCGCAUCUUCGCCAGCAGGAUCUGCCGUGGCCGCCGUAGAGGACGACAACGUCAAACGCACGGAAGAAGGAGACAUCAUCAUCGAUCUCGCUCUUCUCAAGACUGACCCGCGCAAGCUAUACCCGCACAUUUACUUCGCCCUCAAAAAAGUGCUCAAAGAGUGGGAAGCGAGUAUGGCCGAGAGGCCGGAGUCAGUGAGAAGGAGUACACAAGGCAAGCUAGCUGCAGCGACGCAGAAGCAGUCUGCCGAAUACCUCAAGCCUUUGUUCAAGGCUCUACGCAAAAGAGAGCUAGAACCGGAUGUACUCUCUGCAAUCGCAGAGAUCGUGCACAACAUGCAAGUCCGCGAGUACUUGCGAGCAAAUGACGCCUAUCUGCGUCUCUCGAUAGGCAAUGCGCCCUGGCCUAUCGGUGUCACCAUGGUGGGCAUCCACGAGCGUUCGGCUCGCGAGAAGAUCUUCAGCAACUCUGUCGCUCAUGUGCUCAACGAUGAAGUAUCACGAAAGUACAUCCAGUCACUCAAACGGUUGCUCAGCUUUGCCCAGAUCAAGAGACCGCCCGCAGAUCUCAGCCAGAUGUACGUCAAUCUCUGA
Messenger RNA from Mixia osmundae IAM 14324, 1188 nucleotides. RefSeq lists its product as uncharacterized. NCBI's taxonomy places the organism in Eukaryota, Fungi, Basidiomycota, Mixiomycetes, Mixiales, Mixiaceae. The coding region runs from base 1 to 1188 and encodes 395 amino acids. The record is from RefSeq and is a predicted model, not a curated record. Gene Ontology annotation, cellular component: U2-type post-spliceosomal complex; U4/U6 x U5 tri-snRNP complex; U5 snRNP. The transcript is spliced from 3 exons. Gene Ontology annotation, biological process: generation of catalytic spliceosome for second transesterification step; RNA splicing.